AUGGACGAUGCGUUAUUUGAACCCAAUCCUCGAUUACAACGGAAAGCAUUAUUUACGGCAUGUGCAUUACUUAAUAUUACCGAUGGAAAAACAAAAAUUAGUAUCAUCAACGCCACGAAUCGACGACAAACACUUUCCGAAGGUACACGGAUAGGUAUGGUGACUCAGAUGGCACAGACAGUCAGUCUCAUCAUGCCAUCCAACUCAACAACAAAACGCAUUUCAAAUGGGAAAGCGUGUAAACAGCUCAUCUCGAAAGGGAAAGUAGCGGGUGACACAAAUCUACAAGCAUCAACAGUAGAUGAAGACGACAAGAAAUGUCGAAAUUGUGCACAACGAUUCGCUACGCGAAAUGAUUUAUUUCACCAUCUACGCGAACGAUGUUACCCAGACGAGAUACGUGAACAGAUUCGAGAAUUAACCACACAUAUUUCUGACAAUGAACAACGGAAUCGAAUAGCAAAUGUCCUAUGGAAGUAUGGAAACUUGUUCGAUCUCCGAAAAUCAUCAAAGAUCAACAUCAUUCUGAAGGAUGCGAUCGAUACUGGCACACAUAGACCAUUACAUACACCACCUUACCGAAAAUCUAAUCGAGACCAAGAAAUGCUACGGGAAGAAACACAAAAAUUAUUGAAAAAUGACAUCAUCGAACAUUCAACAUCUCCAUGGUCGUCACCAGUCAUAUUGGUACAGAAGAAAGAUCGAACCACAAGAUUUUGUGUGGAUUAUCGACGACUCAAUCAAAUUACCACCAAGGAUGCAUUUCCAUUACCAAGAAUGGAUGAUAUCUAUGAUCAAUUGACAAAAGCGACAUACUUCAGCAAAUUCGAUUUCAAAUCGGGUUAUUUUCAAGUACCAUUAGACGAAGCAGAUCGACCGAAAACAGCAUUUUCAACUCGAGAUGGUCAUUUUCAGUUCAAAGUGUUACCUCAAGGACUCACAAAUGGACCACCGACAUUUCAACGCAUCGUCAAUCAAAUUCUUGGCCCGAACCGCUGGAAACAUAUGUUGGCUUACAUCGACGACAUCAUCAUAUAUUCCCGAACAUUCCCCGAACACGUUCAACACAUCGAAGAAGUAUGUUCACUAUUGGACGACGCUAACUUCAAAUUGAACAUCACGAAAUGUGAAAUUGCACGAACGGAAAUCCUAUUUCUUGGACACAUCGUCAAACAAGGAACGAUUCAACCAGAUCCCGAAAAUAUUCGUGGUCUCACAGGUGUUCGUGAACCAACAUCAGCUGAAGAAGCAUUUCGGUUCGUCAAAGCAGCUGAAUAUUAUCGGAAGUUCAUCCCGAAAUUUUCAUUUAUCGCUGCACCACUUCACAAAUAUUCACCAACAACCUUACAACAACAAAAAGGAAACAAGAAAAUCAAAUUUGAAUUAUCGGACGAAGCACGAGCAGCAUUCCACCAACUGAAGCACAUCUUAACAACAGACCUGACGCUCAAUUUACCUGACGACAAUAUGCCGUUCAAAUUACAAACCGAUGCAUCAGUCGAUGGAAUUGGUGCGGUCCUGUUACAAAUUACACCAAAUGGCGAUCGACCACUAGCAUACAUGUCGAAGAAAUUAACCAAAGCACAAGUGAAUUGGCCCACAAUUGAACAAGAAUGUUACGCAAUUGUUCAAGCCGUUGAAAAGUGGGACAAAUAUUUACGUGGCCAUGAAUUUACAUUGGAAACAGACCACGAACCAUUAGUUAACCUUCCGAACAAGGAACAAUUGAACAAACGGUGUGAACGUUGGAGACUACGCUUAGCCGAAUAUCGCUUCAAAGUGAAACACAUCCAAGGUAAGAAAAAUAACAUGGCUGAUUAUCUAUCUAGAUCACCGGUGGAAGAUGCACAAGAAGACAAGGAUGAUCGAAUUAGUUACGAAACCAAAGAAACGCAAACGGAAUCAUCGCGAUCAACCACCAUCGGAAUGAAUCAAACAAUGAAGAUGAUAACAGCUGUCACACGAGCUCAAGCAAAAUUACAAAAACAAAAUGAGCUCAUCCCUGACGGGAAAGAAGCGAAAGAUCUGCCGAACGAAGAUUCGAAUAGGAUUGUUCCAUUUGACUUGGACGACUUGAAAAGAGCACAAGAAGAUGAUGACACAGUGAAACAAAUAAAAACUGAUAUAAAACACCAAAAACAAUAUGUUCUGGAGGAUGGAUUACUGUUGCGGAAACAAAAACCACCACUUCCAUCAGUACCAUUUGUACCACAAGGAAGAAUACGCGCCGACAUCCUGAAGAUCUAUCAUGAUACUCCAGGAAAUGGUGCUCAUUUUGGUCGCGACAGAACGAUAAGAAGAAUACAAGAACGAUAUUACUGGCCAAAGAUGGUAUCGGAUAUUGAAAAUCACAUUAAAUCAUGUUUACCAUGUGCUCAAAACAACCACCGUCGCCAAAAACCGCCAGGAAAAUUACAACCAAUAUCACCACCAGAUGGAAUAUGGAAAUUACUUAGCAUGGACUUCCAUGGACCGAUAACACCAACAUCACGACAUGGAAAUCGAUACAUUAUAUCGCUAACUGAUGUCCUGUCGAAAUUCGUCAUCGCAAAAGCAGUCAAGGAUUGUUCAGCGACAACAACGGUGAAUUUUAUUACUAAUGAUGUUAUCCUGAAGUAUGGAACACCAACAUGCAUAUUAACCGACAACGGUACUCACUUCACCGCUCAAAUGACGAACGAUUUAUUCCAAAAACUUGGAGUUACCCACCUAUACACAACAGCAUACCAUCCACAGACAAAUGGACAAAUCGAAAGAUUCAAUGCGACCGUGGAUGGCAAAAUAGCAAGCCUGUGCAAUGAAAAACGCACGGACUGGGACGAAGUAUUACAAUUCGUCACGUUCAAUUAUAACACGUCUGUCCAUGCAACGACAAAACUCACACCAUUCGAAAUGAUGCAUGGGCGACAAGCAACACUUCCAUUUGACCAACAACAAGCACUUAUUUCACUCACACAAGACGUGGAACAAGGGAAGAAACUCCAAAAUUAUCUUGAAAAAUUAACGAAUGAAGCAAGGAAGAAUAUUCAACGAGCGCAACAACGAUACAAAACACGAUAUGAUCAACAUCGGCAAGAAUUAUCAUUGAAAGUCAACGAUUUAGUUCUGAUCAAAACAAGAAAUAUGCGGAGCAAAUUCGAUAUUCGAUAUGAAGGUCCAUUCAGAAUCACGGAACAGUUAGGAAGAAAAACAUUCAUUGUACAACACGUGAAGAAGACAACCUUAAUGAAACAAGUUACAAUGGAUAUCAUCGUUCCAUUAGUCGAACGAUGGAACUUAAAUAACUAA
This is a messenger RNA of Adineta ricciae, 3288 nucleotides long. The record is from the annotation of a GenBank genome assembly. Lineage: Eukaryota; Metazoa; Rotifera; Eurotatoria; Adinetida; Adinetidae.